GGCACGCUUCGGCCAAUCAGGUGUCGCGGGGGCGGUCCGUUGCUAAGGUGGAAGUUUGGUUGAGUCUGCGAGUAGCAGCCAUUCAGCAGCAGUGGUUGAAGCGAUUGGACUGAAAGUAUCUCUCCUUCACUUUCUGUGGAAUUUGAUUUUUUUUUUUUGGCACGGCACGGUUCGUGGUACACAGGUGACGGAAUUAACGGGGCAUCUUCUGGGUCGCAGCGGUGAUCACAGGGAGCUCAGCGAUGAAUAAGCUACGGCAGAGCUUCCGCCGGAAGAAAGACAUCUAUGUGCCGGAGUCAAGUCGGCCGCACCAGUGGCAGACAGAUGAGGAGGCUGUCCGCAGCGGCAAAUGCAGCUUUGCAGUCAAGUACCUGGGACACAUGGAGGUGGAGGAGUCCAGAGGGAUGCACAUCUGUGAGGACGCAGUGAAGCGGCUGAAGACGGACAGGAAAUUCUUCAAAGGAUUCUUUGCAAAAGCUGGGAAGAAACCGGUGCGGGCUGUAUUGUGGGUGUCUGCAGAUGGGCUUCGUGUUGUAGAUGACAAAACAAAGGACCUCAUUCUGGACCAGACAAUAGAGAAGGUGUCGUUCUGUGCUCCAGACAGAAACUUUGAGAGGGCGUUUUCUUACAUCUGCAGGGACGGCACCACACGGCGCUGGAUCUGCCACUGUUUCAUGGCCAUCAAAGACUCAGGAGAGCGUCUCAGUCAUGCUGUGGGUUGUGCAUUCGCCGCCUGUCUGGAGCGAAAACAGAAACGGGAGAAGGAGUGUGGGGUCACGGCAACCUUCGACGCCAACAGAACCACUUUCACUCGUGAGGGUUCCUUUCGUGUUACUACGGCAACAGAGGCAGCAGAGCGGGAGGAAGUCAUGAGGCAGCUACAGGAUGCUAAAAAAGCAGAGGCAGACGUGAAGGUUGCUGGGAACUUGGCUGCCAGUGUGACAAACUCCUCGGCACACCAGACAGGAGGCUCCGCAUCCCCCACGUCCUCCCCACCUCUCUCGGUGCCUGCCUUCGGACCUCAGGCGAUACCUCGCCGACACGCGCCGGUAGAGGCCCUCGCCAGGCAGGGCUCCUUCAGAGGCUUCCCGGCUCUCAGUCAGAAGACGUCUCCCUUCAAACGACAGCUGUCACUGCGCAUGAACGAGCUGCCCUCCAACAUGCAACGCAAAUCGGACUUCCCCAUCAAAGAUGCUGUCCCUGAGGUAGAAGGAGAAAGUGACAGCAUCAGUUCAUUGUGCACUCAGAUCACCACAGCAUUCAGUGGACCCCCAGAGGACCCCUUCUCCUCUGCACCAAUGCCCAAGCCAGCUUCAUCCCCACAGUCUCCUGUGGCCCCAGUGAACGGCACAGCUUUCUCUGCUGCUUCUGCUAACACCCCAGUUCUGCCCCCCCCUCUACCUGCUCGAGAAACUAACCCCUGGGCUAAGACCCCCGCAGGGGACCCAGCCUCAGCACAGCCAGGAAAUGACUGGUCAUCCCCUGCUCCAGUCAUAGUCUCCCCCCCAGCAUCCUCCCCAGCCUUGCCCUCUCACAAACGCACACCAUCUGAAGCAGACCGGUGGUUAGAAGAAGUCUCCAAGUCUGUUCGAGCCCCGCAGCCUAAUCCAGUCAUGGCAGCAGCAACGCCCCCCACCCAGCACUUCACUGCCCCAGUGGCGAUGUCCGUGGCAGCUGUUCCCUCUGUUCCCCCAGUGGCCUUCGUACCCUCCCUGCCACCUGCCGUGCCCAUGCUACCCCCUCGCCAGCCUGUCUUCCAUUCUCAGGCUCCAGCCUCCUACCCAAUGUCCAACGGGCUGCCAUUCCCUCAGCCCAGCGUGCCUGUGGUCGGUAUCACUCCUUCACAGAUGGUGGCUAAUGUGUUUGGCUCAGCCACGCAACCCCAGUCGUUCCCCAUCCCUGCCUCAACAACACCCCAGCAUGACGCCCAGGCUGCUGGCAGCUUCAGCCCCUUUGUCAAACCCCCACAGUCCACCGCUGUGAACCCUGCUCAGCUCCAGCCGUCUAAUGGCAGCGUGACCUUUAAUGGGGCAGACAGCUGGGCUGCUCCGCCCCAGCAUGCUCAAUCCUCCCCAGCCAUGCAGCCACCCACACAGCAGCAAGAAGAUGCAUUUGAGGCCCAGUGGGCAGCCUUGGAGACCCGCUCUCACCAGCGCACCACACCCUCCCCAACUAAUCCCUUCUCAACUGAGCUGCACAAAACCUUUGAGAUCCAGCUCUGAAGACUGACAUGAGAAGGUACUGGACAAUAAGGAGUAGGCAGGUAAAUGACUGCACAAGAGAGAGGAAUGCUGUCCUGCAUCUCUUUAUCUUGGCCUCAAAGGAAACGCUCAGCAGGGUGAAAAAGAACUGGGAUACAGUGAAGAGCAGCGGGUGGAUCAGCAGAGAGCAGAAGCAAGGGGAGACGAAACCAAAACAGGCUGCUGUUCAGAAGGUGCUGCUCCCCAGCCUUUUCAUUAGCAUUGUCUCUGUUGUUUUGUUUGUGUUGUGGAACUCAACUUCAUCAUCACUGUGCUGAGCCACACCCAGUCAGCCAACCCACCCACCCACCAAAGUGUGGGGGCUCCCAUCCCCCGCCCUCCCUGUUGACAGGACGAGGCCUCCGUCACCUGGAAGAGAAACUGCAGCACUGAGCGAACUCAGCUUCCAAAUAAGAAGUUCUCCUAAAUAACUUCCCAGUCAGAAUAGAGUGAGACGAUGCCAAAUCUCUAUUUUAUGCAUUAAAUAUAUUUUAAAUAGCUUUGGAAUCUAACUGAACAGUUGUAAGUAAUCUUUCCAAAGGCACAGGCUAGCUACAGUGAGACGAGUUUAUGUUCAUGUAUACAGGAAAUUACAGGAUAUAUUAUACAUAUAUAAAUAUAUAUAUAUAUAAAUCUUCUAUACUGUACACACAGCUUACAGCAGUGCUAAUUUUGUAUGUGAUGUAAAGAAAUUUUGUGAAGGGACAGCUGCUUUACUUUUGUGUGUGUGUUUUUUUUUUUUUUUUUUUUAGAAAAUGAACAUUAAUGUUGUCUGCUGCAUCCUGUAAUUGGAUGUGAGGCAUCUCACUGUAAAUAGGGUAUCACUACAGCAGCAAUCAGUGUGGACCUAGCAAUGGUGGUGGUGCCCAGCUGGUUGUCUCUCUUACCUGUGCUCAGUUUUUAAGAGUUUAGUGCUUUAGAUUUUACUUCUUCUGUACGGUAACUUUUAUUUUUUUUUAUUUAACACACUAGAUGUCAUCUCUUGUUUCUCCACCACCUGCAUUAUAUUUUUUUAUUAGCUGAUUUCUAAAUUUAUAUUUUGCACAAGCACUAAAGUAGAUGAUUUGACCUCACAGAUGACCUUGAUGAACAUGGGUUUGUUGGUCAGUUGUGAUGCUGCUGCAUGCUGACCUGCCCUGACCUCCGUUAGCCUGCUGUGGUUCAGACAGUCUGCAGGAAACGACAGGGAGAUAAACGAUUUCAUCUCUCACUGUCUGAUUUCUCUCUUUUGUGUUUUUAUUUUUUUAAAUCAAACUUGUGAAUACAAUCUAAUCUCUGAUCUAUUUUUCCAUUUUGUAAUUAUUUCAUUUUGUUCCAAUUUUUUGGAGUAAUAAUGAGGUUAAAAUAUUGAAUAAAUUCAUGGUGGUAGAGGAAAAUGUGGUCUUUGU
Monopterus albus (swamp eel) is the source of this 3628-nucleotide messenger RNA. RefSeq names its product NUMB endocytic adaptor protein (gene numb). The transcript has 11 exons. Gene Ontology annotation, biological process: positive regulation of neurogenesis. Lineage: Eukaryota; Metazoa; Chordata; Actinopteri; Synbranchiformes; Synbranchidae. Bases 243 to 2222 code for a protein of 659 amino acids. The record is from RefSeq and is a predicted model, not a curated record. Gene Ontology annotation, cellular component: basolateral plasma membrane; cytoplasmic vesicle; cytoplasm.